CGGUGGCGCUGAUGAGUGCAGCAGUUAACCCUCUCUUGUCCUCUAUAUCUGACGCCGUGGAGGCUAUCAUACUCACCAUGCACCAGGAGGAUUUUUCAGGGUCGAUGCCUGCGGACACUCAGAAGGAGGCCCAGUGCUCUCUGUACAUGCGUGAGUUGCAGGACUUUGUAACCAGGUGUCAGAAGGACUACCUAUCUCAGUAUGAUUGUCUGGAGUUUAUCAUGGAAAGCAUCAAACCUAUAGCCAGUCGAUGUGUAAUGCUGUUUGUGAGACACGCAAGUUUGGUGCGCCCCCUGGGGGAGGGCGGAAAGAUGCGACUUGCUGCAGACUUUGCCCAGAUGGAAUUGGCUAUCUCUCCAUUUUGUAAAAGGGUGUCCGAUAUCGGCAAAGAUUACAGGCUUUUAAGGGCAUUUAGGCCGCUCCUCUUCCAGACACCAGAACACAUAUGUAAGGGUCCAACAUUGGGCGACAUCAUCCCCUACAGCACAUGUUUACACUUCCUGUUUGCCAGAGGGGCUCCCCCUGAACUCCGGUCUCCACAUAUUGCAGCUGAUUGGUCUGUCAGUCGCUACUCGCAGUGGUUAGAUAGCCAUCCAUCUGAGAAAGACCGACUCACACUCAUCAAGGGAAGCUUAGAGGGCUAUGUCCAACAUGUGAAGUCACGCCAAGGGAAGGAAUUCACCCCAAUAUACCCCAUGAUGUUAGAACUGUUACAGAAAGGUCUACAGAGUGCCACAUAGUGCUGUGUUAGAUGAUGGACUGUUGUGUGUGUGAUGCAUGACUGAAUAUAGGAAAAUAUCUAUCCAGUACAGAGUAGGAGGUUAAAGUGUA
Messenger RNA from Mizuhopecten yessoensis (Yesso scallop), 831 nucleotides. Its product is annotated as conserved oligomeric Golgi complex subunit 5-like. Gene Ontology annotation, cellular component: COG complex. The transcript is spliced from 6 exons. Bases 12 to 740 code for a protein of 242 amino acids. The record is from RefSeq and is a predicted model, not a curated record. Gene Ontology annotation, biological process: intra-Golgi vesicle-mediated transport. NCBI's taxonomy places the organism in Eukaryota, Metazoa, Mollusca, Bivalvia, Pectinida, Pectinidae.